CAGGAAGGAUGAGGUCCUCUGUGAUGCCUUUGGGGCCCACUGUGAGCCGGGACCGCGUCAUCACCAGCUUCCCUAAGUGGUACACGCCCGUCGCCUGCCUGCAGCUCCGGGAGCACUUUCACGGGCAGAUCAGCGCCGCCUGCCAGCACGGGAAUACGGGGACCGUCGGGCUCAAACUCUCCAAGGUGGUUGUGGUCGGCGACCUCUACGUGGGCAAGACCAGCCUCAUCCACAGGUUCUGCAAGAAUGUUUUUGACCGUGACUACAAGGCCACCAUCGGGGUGGACUUUGAGAUGGAGCGCUUUGAGGUCGCCGGGAUCCCCUUCAGCCUCCAGAUCUGGGACACAGCAGGACAGGAGAAGUUCAAGUGCAUCGCGUCUGCCUACUACCGGGGUGCCCAGGUGAUCAUCACGGCCUUUGACCUCACUGACAUGCAGACCCUGGAGCACACCAGGCAGUGGCUGGAGGACGCACUGAGGGAGAAUGAACCAGGCGCCUGCUUCCUGUUCCUCGUGGGGACCAAGAAGGACCUUCUGUCAGGGGCCGCGUGCGAGCAGGCGGAGGCAAAGGCCGUGCGCCUAGCCAACGAGAUGCAGGCCGAGUACUGGUCCGUGUCGGCCAAGACCGGGGAGAACGUGAAGGCGUUUUUCAGCCGCGUGGCCGCCCUGGCCUUCGAGCGCUCGGUGCUGCAGGACCUGGAGCGGAGGAGCAGUGCCCGGCCACAGGUCGGCGACGGGGACAUCAUCCGGAUGGAGGGACAUCCACCCGAGACCCAGGACAGCAAGAGGCCCUCCAGCCCGGGUUGCUGUUAGCUGAGCCUGUGUCAGAGGCCUCCACUGCCUGCA
This is a messenger RNA of Lipotes vexillifer (Yangtze River dolphin), 845 nucleotides long. RefSeq names its product RAB36, member RAS oncogene family (gene RAB36). The record is from RefSeq and is a predicted model, not a curated record. Gene Ontology annotation, molecular function: GTPase activity; GTP binding. NCBI's taxonomy places the organism in Eukaryota, Metazoa, Chordata, Mammalia, Artiodactyla, Lipotidae. The transcript has 10 exons. Bases 9 to 812 code for a protein of 267 amino acids.